Phytophthora nicotianae INRA-310 is the source of this 252-nucleotide messenger RNA. RefSeq lists its product as hypothetical. The record is from RefSeq and is a predicted model, not a curated record. The transcript is spliced from 2 exons. Bases 1 to 252 code for a protein of 83 amino acids. NCBI's taxonomy places the organism in Eukaryota, Oomycota, Peronosporomycetes, Peronosporales, Peronosporaceae.
AUGGAUAUCUACUACGGACGCUACCCAGACCGUCUCAAGACCAUUGAGAAAGUAGCAGAGUCACUCAACUUGGUUUCACCUCAGCUGCUGGACGUGUCACCCGAAUGCAUUUUGCGUUUUGCGUCCAAGAUGACAACGAAUUCCCAAACCCAGUGGACAGCUUUAAAAGAGAAGUACGCUACCAUAUUGGACCAGGAAACAUAUUCGAUGAGAUUCCGCCGCGAGGCUAACCGGUGCCAAUCCCGUUCUUAG